This is a messenger RNA of Owenia fusiformis, 1171 nucleotides long. The record is from the annotation of a GenBank genome assembly. Lineage: Eukaryota; Metazoa; Annelida; Polychaeta; Sabellida; Oweniidae.
AAUCAGGUGUAUCGCUAUAUGGACAAAUUCUCCUAAGUAUAUUGUUAUAUAAAAUCAAUUCCACCUGAGGAUAUAUGGCAUUUAAUGGAGAGAAGGGGCAGGGGAUGUGGAUUCACAUGGGGCCUGGCCCCAAAGCCCCCAAACAGCCAAAAACUACAAAGUCAAGUAGUCAAGCUAUCCCAAGCAAGACCAUGGCCAAGUCCCCCACUAGUAGUAAGAGCAAAGGAAAGAAGAUGGGGAAGUUGGGAUCAAGUGGCAAGGCUGGUAGGGGAACACAUGGUGAUGGGAAUAAACGCAAGAAAAGAAGAAGGGAAUCAUUCAAUACUUAUAUAUACAAAGUUCUAAAACAAGUCCACCCAGAUGUUGGGAUCUCUAGUCGUGCUAUGGACAUCAUGAACUCCUUUGUUAAUGACAUAUUUGAAAGAUUAGCAAGUGAAGCAUCUAAGUUAGCAUCCUAUAACAAGAGAUCUACCAUCACUAGUAGAGAGAUCCAGACUUCAGUUCGUCUCCUGCUACCGGGUGAGCUGGCCAAGCAUGCAGUCAGUGAGGGAACAAAGGCAGUCACUAAAUACACCAGCACAAAGUGAUCACUAGUCUCUACUAUCAACAAUAGUAAUAUAUGAGCAACUUUCAGCUAAUGCAUGUUCUAUUGUUAUGCAUAUGGAGUAUUAUUUCACACAUAAUAUGGCCAUUAAGAUGGUGGAAAGUAAAAAGUGCUUUUAUAUAAAGAUGUAUGACAAACGGCACAAAAAUCUUUCAAAAUAUCGGUUUCACUUACAAAGGUCAUUCCUCAAAAAUGAAUUACAUUUGUGAGAACCUUUUAUGACUACCAUGAGCAUGCAGUCUGUCUGUCUGUCAAAAGCUCAUUGUUUGGAGUCAUACAAGUUUUGUCAAAGACGACAAAACAGUCAUAUCUUUGAACAUGAGUAUUUUCUGACAACAUUGAACUUAUUUUCUGAACAGUUGUAUUUUUCUUUUAAGUGAUCUUAAAUUUCUUCAAGAUAUCAAAUUUGGUGACCAAAGCUAGGUGAAGUCAGGCGCGAAGUAGUUAAAAUUUGGCAAAUCAAAUAUUGGAAAUACAGUAAAACCUGUCUACAUGGAACACCUUUGGUAUCUCUAAACAGUGUUUCACUUCGAAGGUGUUCCACUUAUAGAGGUUCAUUUAACAUUA